Molecule: messenger RNA, 1681 nt
Organism: Anopheles aquasalis
Lineage: Eukaryota; Metazoa; Arthropoda; Insecta; Diptera; Culicidae
Product: juvenile hormone esterase-like
Source: RefSeq, a predicted model, not a curated record
UAGGAUCGCCCCAUUGUCAGUACUACAGCCGGUCAGGUGCAGGGUACGACGGAACAAUGCGGUCUGUUCUGUACGUAUUAUUCGUUCAAAGGCAUUCCCUACGCAGAACCACCACUCGGUGCACUCCGAUUCAGUGAUCCAGUAACAAAGGGUGCGUGGAGUGGUGUGCGGGAUGCAAGCAGCCAUGGAGCAACAUGCCCAUCGCAGGAUAUGGCACCGACAGAGAGUGAGGACUGUUUGUUCCUGAAUGUCUACACACCAUCGCUGAUCGGUACGCGACCGAUCAUGGUGUUUAUCACCGGUGGUGCCUACAGUGGUGGUUCCGGUGAUGACGCGUUGUACGGUGGAGAGCACUUUAUGGUCGAGGAUGUGGUGAUCGUGACCAUCAACUAUCGUUUGGGUGCACUAGGAUUUCUGAGUACGGGCGAUCGAGCAGCGGCCGGUAACUGGGCUCUGAAGGAUUGUAUCGAGGCGCUACGCUGGGUACAACGGAAUGCUCUGGCGUUUGGUGGUGAUCCAAACAGUGUCACGAUCUUUGGCCAAUCGGCCGGUGGUGCAAUCGUCCAUUUCCUUACGCUCUCACCACUCAGCAGUGGAUUAUUCCAGAAGGCCAUAGCUCACAGUGGAUCGGCGCUCAAUUCCUGGGCAGUUCAAACGAACCCUCGAUUCUACGCGAAUCGUCUAGCAGACGCGCUCGGUGUGCCUUCCGGAGACACGGUGGCCAUGGUGAACGCUUUGCGCUCCAUCCCAUACCGCCAAAUUGUUGCACUGCAAGAGAAUAUAGUGACACUUCCCGGAGGAGCACUGCUAAGACCGAUUGAUUUCGGUCCAGUCGUCGAACCGAGUGAUACUCCUGGAGCUGUCUUUUUAUCCCAGCUACCGAUCGAUAUCAUCGACUCCGGUACAUUCCAGCCCGUUCCACUCAUGACUGGGUUCACUGAUAUGGACUCGCUGAUGUUUACGCUCACCUGGAGUGCAGUGAAUCCGUCGUUUUUCGAAACAUUUAACAAUGAUCCUCACCUGCUGGUACCGAUCGUCUGGAACAUUGCCCGUGGUAGCGCCGGAUCGAGUGCCGUCAGCCAAGCCAUCGCGCAGUAUUAUUGGCAGGGUCAAUCGCUGUCUUUCGUGCAGCUGGAACCGUUCUCGCGCUACAUGACCGAUCAUCUGUUUGCUUAUGGUGUGCUAGAGACGGCACGGAGGCACUCCCUUCGCACGCAGGUUUACGUCUACCAAUUCGCGUACGAAGGAGAUCUUAAUCUGGUCAAGCAGUCGCUGGGUUCACCAAUCGGUAUCCCUGGUGCCGUUCAUGGCGACGAUCUAUGUUAUCUGUUCGAACCGAAGUCACUCUUGGUCGGUGCGAUUCCACCAACAAGCCAUGCCAUCACGGUGCGCAAUCGUAUGCUGCGGCUGUGGACCAACUUUGCCAAGUAUGGCAAUCCAACUCCAACCGUGGAUCCAUUGCUGCAGAACAUCAACUGGUCUCCUAUUGCUAGCGGUACAGUGAACGUGGCACUCAACAUCGCUCAGAACCUGGUCCCUGGUCCGAAUCCCGUUGCCUCACGCUAUAAUCUUUGGCAGGAUCUAGCUCAACGCUAUGGCAACAAUAUUUUCCGUAAUUAGUUCUGCAUCCGUCCGCUAUUGUGAUCAGCUGUUGAGUAAAUAAACGAGUUCUCUGAAAAGC